CUUGUCUCAGCUCAACUGAGCCUGAACCGUGCUUCCUCCUUCGCCGCUCUCAGCUACGCAUCAAUCACCAAUAUUGGCCCUUCCGUCUUAACAGGAAAUGUCGGCACACUGGGAACAUCCAUUACCGGAUUUUUCCCACCAGGCGUCUAUACCGGCACUUCUUACAUAUCGACCCAAGCCGACGAUGCCUUUUCCGACGCUGAGACCGUCUUCCUCACAAUCGCCAACUACGUCGGUGUCGAUCUCUCUACUCAAGACCUUGGUGGCAUGACCUUGGGACCAGGAUGUUACACUUUUCAAUCCUCCGCCCAACUUACCGGUAAUUUGCUUCUGGAAAGUGGCGAUGCUGGGAAUGCGAGUUGGUAUUUUCAGAUCGGCUCUUCGUUGACGACUAGUGGUGGGUCGAUAGUUGUCCUGGGCGAGAAUGCGCUGGCUUGUAAUGUGUUCUGGAUGGUGGGCAGUUCGGCUACCUUGGGAGCGGGUACGGGUUUUCAGGGCGCGAUAUUGGCGUAUGAUUCAAUUAUCAUGGGUUCAGGCGCAAUGUCUAGUGGUGGACUGUUUGCUUUGGAUGGAAAUGUGACAUUGGUAGACAACGACGUGCAAGCU
Molecule: messenger RNA, 606 nt
Organism: Mollisia scopiformis
Lineage: Eukaryota; Fungi; Ascomycota; Leotiomycetes; Helotiales; Mollisiaceae
Exons: 1
Source: RefSeq, a predicted model, not a curated record